Molecule: messenger RNA, 4049 nt
Organism: Nothobranchius furzeri (turquoise killifish)
Lineage: Eukaryota; Metazoa; Chordata; Actinopteri; Cyprinodontiformes; Nothobranchiidae
Gene: osbpl5
Product: oxysterol binding protein-like 5
Cellular component (GO): cytosol; intracellular membrane-bounded organelle; membrane
Molecular function (GO): cholesterol binding
Source: RefSeq, a predicted model, not a curated record
AACAGCAGAGGAACCGCAGCAGCAGGCAGGCAGGGCAGGGAGGCGGAGGACCCAGUCAGUCCAGUCCGCGCUCUCCAUAUUGAAACAGAGCGACUUCUCUUCCAGCAGACCCCAACCAACCCAUCUGUCUCCCACAGCUCCCUGCUAUGUCACUGGACUAGGGAGGAAUCAGUGAAACUGUGUCAGCGCGGUCCUGAUUCACAAAAACGGUAACACGGGCCGAUCCAGCAAAGGCCUCUUGAUGCUGCGUCCCUGCUGGUUCAGGUGAAGGGACGAGCAACUUGUCAGGAUGAAGGAGGAGAGUUUGUUCCAUCGGAGGCUUUCGCUUAGCACCAGUGCCACCUCUCCACCUCAAAUAGACCCUCGCAGCCUCAGCCGAAACCUGUCUUAUGGAGGAGACAACGACAUCUACAACCACAGUCCAAGUGAGAAGUUUAGAUGUCAAAGUGACAUAACUGAGACAGACAGGAACGCUCUCUCCAUGCUGAGUAAUGAAUUUAGUCCUGCCCAAUCGCCAGACAGCAAGUCUGAGUCCAGGAUGCUGAAUGGUGUUGAGAAGGACUGCCCUUCCUCCACUGACCCUCCACUGACCCGAAAGGAGUCUCUCAAGGUCCAAAAGCAGAAUUAUCGGCAAGAGAAGAAACGGGCAGCUAAGGAACUUUCUAGUGCACUUAAGGACCCCAGCGUUGUCAUCAUGGCUAAUUGGCUCAAGAUUCGAGGUUAUUUAAAGAGUUGGACCAAGCUGUGGUGCGCCCUGAAACCUGGUGUACUUUUGAUCUAUAAGACUCCAUCAGCAGAUCACUGGGUGGGCACCAUUCUUCUCAGUGCAUGCAAGCUGAUCGAGAGACCCUCCAAAAAAGACGGGUUCUGCUUCAAGCUCUAUCACCCGCUGGACAAAUCCAUCUGGGCUGUCAAGGGUCCCAAAGGAGAGAAUGUGGGUUCCAUCACGCAGCCUUUACCUAGCAACUACCUGAUCUUCAGAGCUGCAUCCGAGUCUGAUGGACGGUGCUGGAUGGAUGCUUUAGAGAUAGCUCUCAGCUGCUCUAGCCUGUACAAGCUGACAGCCAAAGCUGGGAAAGAGGGAGACAUCAGUAUGUCCUCAGAGUCCUCGCAUUUACUCCACCUGCUGCAGACCUCUCCACUCACCGAAACGGAGCUGCUACAGUUGAAAGAGGCAGCUCUGCUUGGGAAUCAUCACAUGGAGCAAGACGCUUUCUCCGACAAAUCGGAGCGCGAAACCCACGAUGACUGGGACACGACGACCAAUGAGAACGGUGGAAGGCUGACAGAGGAGAGCGACGUGGAGCCUUCAGACGAGAUGCCCCCUGGGCCACGAGCUACCACCUACGUUGAGCAGAGCAGCGAGGAGAUGGCUGAGGCUGGAGAAGCAUCUCAGGUGGAGACUGUGUCACAUGAGAACAAAGGCCUGAUAUGGGGUCUGCUGAAGCAGCUGCGAGCAGAAAUGGACCUGUCGAAGGUGGUGCUGCCGACGUUCAUCCUGGAGCCACGCUCCUUCCUGGACAAGCUGUCGGACUAUUACUACCACGCUGAUCUGCUUUCACAGGCUUCGCUAGAAGAAAGUGCAUACGGACGGAUUAAGCAGGUGCUGAGGUGGUACCUGUCCGGCUUCUACAAGAAGCCCAAAGGUCUGAAAAAGCCGUACAACCCGAUCUUGGGGGAGACAUUUCGCUGCUGCUGGCUUCAUCCUCAGACUGACAGUUGCACCUUCUACAUAGCUGAGCAGGUGUCUCACCAUCCGCCCAUCUCUGCCUUUUACGUCUGCAACAGGAAGGAUGGGUUUUGCAUCAGUGGAAGCAUCCUGGCCAAGUCCAGGUUUUAUGGCAACUCUCUGUCCGCGAUUCUAGAUGGCAAAGCCAGGCUGUUGUUCCUGAGCAGAGACGAGGAGUACAUCAUCACCAUGCCCUACGCUCACUGCAAAGGUAUCCUAUACGGCACUAUGACCUUAGAGCUGGGAGGGAAAAUUACCAUCGAGUGUGAGAAAACCAAAUGUCUUGCAGAGCUGGAGUUCAAACUGAAGCCAUUCCUCGGAGGCUCCGCCUCCGUAAAUCUGAUCUGCGGGAAGAUUCUGGUGGGAGAUGAGCUAAUGGCCACUGUAGAUGGGCACUGGGACAGCGAGGUGUUUCUCCACGAGAAGCGCUCUGGCCAGCAGGAAACUUUGUGGAACCCGACUCCAGAGGUCCGCAGCCGGCGCCUCAAACGACAGGUGGUCCAGUUGGACCAGCAGGGAGAAUUUGAGUCUGAAAGACUGUGGCAGCACGUGACCAGAGCCAUCAUGGAACAGGACCAACAGCAGGCGACCAAAGAGAAGUUCAUCCUGGAGGACGCUCAGCGGAAAGAGGUCAGAGAGAGGGGAGACAAACUCUGGAUCCCACAGCUGUUCCAGCAGGACCCGGUCACCUCCGAGUGGACCUACAAACACCUGGACAUUCGGCCGUGGGACGCAGAUACGUGUCUCGUACAGUUUGAGAAGGACGGUGUGAUUCAGACACAUGAAAGAAGCCAGAGACGAGCCAACGGGGUGUCCUACCACCACAGCUGGACCAGCCCGCACAAGGUGAACGGGAAGCACCGGAAAACGAGCAGCCAACCGUCCACCUGCAGCCAGAACACAGAGAGCAGCUCCACCCCAGAGCCAACCCACGAGUCCUCGGACAACGAAGGAACUGCAUCUUUUUAUCCAGACUUUUCAAACCAGUGUGCUCGCUGCAACAAAGAGAAGAAGGACUUGGCUCUGAUUGAAGCCAACAUCAUGUCUAUGCAGAGGACACUGAAAGAUAUUCAGAGGAAUGUGGGGGCUCUAAGUCGUCAGAUGUCUCAUCAGCGGGCAGCGAAUGACAGUACGUCGUUAACGGCUCGCCACUGCCUCACCCUCUGCAUUCUCCUCGUUUCUCAGCUCCUGCUGAACUACGUCUUCACCUGAGCCAACUCCCCAGUGGGGGGUGAGGAGUUUCCCCUCCACUGCUGAUCUGAUCUGCAGAGGGACGAAGACCUCAGAUCAGCGGGGACAUUAAAGCAAUAAACACAGCCACAGCCUGUCAUCUGCAGAGGGGAAGGGCACCACCUAGUGUAGCCAGACUGCAUCAGCACCCACGCACUUUGGACAAGAGAGGGGAAACUUAUCGUCUCAUGACGAUUUAACUGAAAGAAAGACGAGGAGGUUUCACCAUUCCUUUGUGUCUUUUUCUUUUAAAUAUACAUAAUUCCCUGCAAUACUGUUCAUCUAUUGGUGUGUGUUAUUCACCGUAGGCCCUAUGGGCGCUGACAUCACGGCCUGGACUCCUCUUCCUCCUCUGGGCCUUAACACUGAAGCCAAAAAGAAGAAAUCCACCAGAAACACAAACCAAGAAGGAAAAUCUUCAAACAGUGCAAUUGUUGCUUUGUAUCGAUGUUCACUCACAUCCUCUCUGUCUCCACCAAAACAGUAUUUAUAAUCUGAAAGGACAAAGAGUAUUUGUUUACAGAAAAGAGGAAGGAGACAGGGCCGAGAGCCAAACAGAGUGUCUUUGUACUCGUGUGCCUGUAGUGCGGUUUUAAAAAGAGAGUAGCCCUGCUGGGGUCUAGACCAGGAAACUAGUGUCACUAAUCAGUCACGUGAAGGAAGGAGGCGAUUAAAUAUGAGUAAGAGAUUUCUGUCAACUCGGUCUCCAUGUUAGUGAUGGUCCUAGAUGUGAACAGUGAAAAAAGGUUUUAAUUCUAUGUGUAAAUAUGAGUAUUUCAGAGAGAUUUGAAUGUAUUUAUGGGAUUCACCUUCACGCUCCAGAGGAGCACAUGUAUGAACCUCCUUACGUCUGAUUGUUGGUCCAAUCACCAGAACCCUCUGAGCCACCUGGAAGAAUCUGACAACAGCACAAACAGGAACUCUGAAUGGUUUUUGUUUUUUAUACCUAUGUUUGUUUCUACUUUGCUGCCAUGUUGUGGGGAUUCUACAUGCCAGAUGUUUCAUCACAAAACAAAAACAGCAGGACUUGUUGAUGCGUAAUGUUUUCAUUCAUGCCUGUCGCACUACAGUAAAGCGUUUUACCCCCGGG